ACACAUGAUCUAAAACUCAAGUUGCAAAGAGCAUCAUAUAUUAUUUACUCUUCUGUUUUCUUUCUUUUUUCUUUUUCUCUCCCUCUCAGAAACUCUAUUCCUUUUCAAUUUAGAAAUACAACAUGGCAUCUGAUGGCUGUGUGAAGGGGAAGAGGAUAACAAUUUUGAGCAUAGAUGGUGGUGGCAUUAGAGGCAUUAUCCCUGGAACUAUUCUAGCUUUUCUCGAGUCUAAACUUCAGGAAUUGGAUGGUCCAGAUGUGAGAAUAGCAGAUUACUUUGAUGUAAUUACUGGUACAAGCACAGGCGGAUUGGUUACCUCCAUGCUUACUGCUCCUAACAAGAAUAAUCGACCUUUGUAUGCUGCAAAAGAUCUUACCCGCUUCUACGUAGAACAUGCACCUAAAAUCUUCCCUCAAAGAAAUCAUUUCUUGAGUUCAGUGAUGAAUUCAUUGGGAAAAGUUACGGGACCAAGAUAUGACGGAAAAUACUUGAGGACAUUGAUAAACAACUUGCUUGGCGAUAUAACGCUCAAGGAAACACUAACACAAGUCAUCAUUCCUGCUUUCGACAUUAAACGUCUUCAACCAGUGAUUUUCACCACAGUCGACGCUAAAUUGGAUGAGUUAAAGAAUCCAAAAUUAGCAGAUGUUUGUAUUAGUACUUCUGCAGCGCCAACCAUCUUACCUAGUCAUGAAUUUGAAAUUAAGGACUCCAAAGGGAAUAAACGUAGAUUUGAUAUGGUUGAUGGUGCAGUUGCAGCCAAUAAUCCUACAUUAGCUGCAAUGACUCACGUUCGAAAAGAGAUGAGCAUAUGGAAAGAGAAAAGUGAACUUAUGCCAAUAAAACCAAUGGAAACAGCAAAAAGGAUGUUGAUACUUUCAUUAGGGACAGGUGCACCUAAAAAUGAAGAGAAAUAUAGUGCAGCUGUUUCUUCAAAAUGGGGUAUGCUUGGUUGGAUUUAUCACAGUGGAUCAACACCUAUUAUCGAUAUUUUCACUGAUGCAAGUGCUGAUAUGGUGGAUUAUCAUAUUGCUAGCGUCUUCCAAUCUGAACACCAUCAAAAAAACUAUCUUCGUAUUCAGGAUGACACAUUAACCGGCGAUGUAUCAUCUGUGGAUGUUGCAACCGAAGAGAAUUUAUUAAAGUUGAUUGAAGUAGGAGAGAAUUUGCUUAAGAAACAAUUGUCAAGGGUUAACUUGGAAUCUGGAAUGUUUGAGCCACUUGAUGGUCAUGGAACCAAUGAGGAGGCCCUCAUUGAAUUUGCUGCAAUGUUAUCAGAGGAGAGAAAAUUACGAUUGUCUUCUUGAGACCCAAUUCCAUUAAUAUUUCAUGGUUUUAUUUAUCUUUUUUAUUUGAUACUUCUU
Molecule: messenger RNA, 1364 nt
Organism: Cucumis melo (muskmelon)
Lineage: Eukaryota; Viridiplantae; Streptophyta; Magnoliopsida; Cucurbitales; Cucurbitaceae
Product: patatin-like protein 2
Exons: 6
Coding region: 123-1307 (394 amino acids)
Biological process (GO): lipid metabolic process
Molecular function (GO): monoacylglycerol lipase activity; glycerophospholipase activity
Source: RefSeq, a predicted model, not a curated record